AUGAUGAAUUUGAUGCUAUCUUCUGUGAACUUUGUUCAUCUUAAGAAUACCUUGUUGAUGCUUACAUUGACAAGUCUAAAAGCUGAGAGGAAAAUGUUGACUAAGAACAUGAGUUACAUGGCUGCUGCCAAUGUUAACACAGUAGCAAGCACACACGAUAACAGGACGUCCAGCAAGAACGAGUUAGUUGGGUGUGUCUUGGCCAAAAGAGAAGACAGCAACUCAGCAACUGGAAUAGCCUAG
Messenger RNA from Sphenostylis stenocarpa, 243 nucleotides. The record is from the annotation of a GenBank genome assembly. NCBI's taxonomy places the organism in Eukaryota, Viridiplantae, Streptophyta, Magnoliopsida, Fabales, Fabaceae.